Molecule: messenger RNA, 585 nt
Organism: Prunus avium (sweet cherry)
Lineage: Eukaryota; Viridiplantae; Streptophyta; Magnoliopsida; Rosales; Rosaceae
Source: RefSeq, a predicted model, not a curated record
AUGUGUGCCGAAGACGUUGAGAAGCUUGUGAAUGACCGACUUCAAGACUUGAAGACCGGCGGGAACUUCGAAGAUGCACUACGUAAGGAGAUGGACCAGGUAAACUCUACGCCUUUCACAGCGGAAAUCGAGCAAGCUGCUCCCUCGAAGCGAUUCUCAACGCCGUCGUUCACACACUUCAAAGGGGAUUCGGAUCCCGAGAGCCACCUAAAACACUUCAAAAGUGUCACGAUCCUCUACAAGGCUGACGAUGCGCUGAUGUGCAAGGUGUUUACAAUGACCUUGCGAGGAGUAGCCCAAGACUGGUUCCACACUCUACCUUCCAGGUCGAUCAACAGCUUCAAGGAGCUGGCUUACGUCUUCACCAAAGAAUACACCUCUUACCCGACGAUCAAGAAGAACCCUGAUCACUUGUACAACCUACGCAAGAAGUCCGACGAAUCGCUUCGAGACUACAUCAAGAGAUUCAAAGCAGAAAAUGCCAACAUUGUAGGAUGUGACGAUCGGAUCGCGUCCUCUGCUUUCAAGAAAGGCCUUCCAGCUGAACACGACUUAUACCGCGAAUUGACUAUCACUCCUAGCUAG